UGGGAGCAGCGGGAGUUAUGGAUCGGAAUGGGAUUACGUUCCGAGAGUGAAGCUACCGAUGGUAGUGGGGGCUAACCUCCUUCUGGGUGAUGUUGAAGAGGUUUUUUGCGUCUGCCGGAGCUCCUCCUGGUCUCUCUUCGAGGUUACUGUGCUCAACGUGAGCUAUCGAGUAUAUCAGGAGCUUCCAUGCCUUUUCUGGUAUGUUCCUGUUUUUCCAGGAGAGAAGUAGAGUCAAUUGAUGCUGGAAGCCAGAGCAAUGAAGUUGCUAGACAUUCAAGGAGCCCUGUGCAAGAUUCUAGCAUAAUAUACACCAACAGUGCCAGUCACUAUGAGCUUCUAUCUGAAAUAGGCAAGAGUUUUAGUAAUUUAACCACGGUGAACUUGGCUAAACACAUCCCAUCAGGUAAAAUGGUGGUUGUGAAACGCACUAAUAUGGACACCUGUUCUGAAGAUAAUCUAGCCUCCCUGCAGAAUGAGCUUCUUGUCUGGCAAUUUCUCCGGCACCCAAACAUUCUGCCACACAGAGCCGUUUUCACGCAGGGCUGCGAGCUAUGGGUCAUUAUGGCAUUCACAGCUUAUGGUUCAGCCAGCAACCUCCUAAAGUUGUAUUUUACUCAAGGCAUGAGUGAAAGUCUCAUUGCACACAUUUUUCAUGGAGUUUUGAAGGCACUGGAUUAUAUUCACCGAAUGGGAUGCAUUCACAGAUGUGUUAGACCCAACCACAUGUUAAUAUCUGGAGAAGGUCACAUUUACCUCACUGGUCUGCAUGGUCUCUGCAAUAUGAUCACAGAUGGACAAAGGCUAAAGGUUGUGUAUGACUUCCCAGAGUUCAGUGCAUCUGUUUUGCCUUGGCUGAGCCCUGAGGUUCUCCAGCAGGACUUGCAUGGAUAUGAUGCAAAGUCUGACAUCUACAGCCUUGGGAUCACAGCGUGUGAGUUAGCCAGAGGCCAAGUUCCCUUUCAAGAUAUGCUGCCCACGCAGAUGCUGCUUCAGAAACUGAAGGGCUCAUUGUGUCUAGUGGACUUCAGUUUUCCUCCAGAGGAUUUACUGAUGAAGAAUUAUCGCUCUGGUGUGGAUUCUGGAAUUGGAGAGAGUGUUGCACCCUGCAGCAGGCUGAGGACAAACACAAAGGAAGGAUCUCAGAAUUCUAUGAAGAAAACAUUCUCGUCAGCCUUUCACAGCUUUGUGGAGCUCUGUCUACAGAGGGAGCCUGGAAAUCGACCAUCAGCAAGUAUGUUGUUGACCCACCCCUUUUUCAGACAGGUUAAGAAGCAGACCAGGAAGACACUAAUUAAUUUGCUUCAACCAGCAGUGCCACUGUCUGGUUCUCCGGCCAAAGAAGGGCUGCAGUCACAGAUGGAUGGUUCAAUCAGUCCCUUCCAAGAGCUAGAUUGUGACUGGGAAUUUUGAUUUUACUUGUCAUCUUCCAACUAUAUCCCUCUUCAUAUUUGUGAAAAAAGCAAAAUAGGCUUGAAUUGGAGACAACUGAAGUCAGUCGCCCAUUAAGGUGACUGAAGGCAUGGAAAAUGACCUUGUAUAAAAUUGAGUAUUUGUCAUUACUGCCCAUGUAUGUACUUGCGUACAUUGUACAUGAGGUUCAUGACCUCCAUCCCUGCUGUAAAUAGUCUAUACAUUUACACAGCUUAAUCCAAAUUGAUCCUGCAGUCAGAUUGGACUUAUUUUCUAGUUCAGUAUUAGAUUACUGCUUUGAAACUGGCUACAUGUACAAGUGCAUAAAUAUAUUUUUGAACAUAUCUUUGUAUUUUCUGUACAGAUGUAACAGUAAAGUUAAGGCUGAAUUUAUCAGAGCACACUUCACAGUGAUGCAUCGGUGCUUUAGUGAGCUCUCUAUGCCGUAGCAGGUUAAUCACAAAUUUGGACAUGCAGUUUCCAUUAUGUUGAGUUUCUAAUUUUCUUGGGGUUUAGUAUUAGGCUGAGAUGCGCACUAAGUACAGCAAGAAAAACACUGAGUAGAAGUUGAGAGAGAGAAGUGCAAAUGACAGGUUACACUGAAGCAUUCUCAUCCAUUUGCUUAGGGGAGGGCCUUCUCUCCUGGUUUAAUGGAAGAAAAGGUUUACAAAGUGUUAGUGCUGUGUGCUUCCAUUGUUUGAAAUGGGACCCAAUCUUUAGAGAUGUGUGCAUUGUGUUUACGCUAUAUUUUAUCUUUUCUCUUGCAUUGUUCAACAAGAGUGUACACUGUGCCUUUCAUCUGUUCUUGAUGUGAGAUGUAAAUUAUCGUAAAACCUGGUUAUUAUUGAAUAUUAUGUGGGAGUAUGUGAAUUUCAAUUGGUCCUGGAAAUUUGGUUUUCAGUUCGGACCCUCCCUUUUAACACGUCCUAAAUUAAUGCAGUUAUUUUCAGGUUAAUAACGCUAACUGAUUUUUCCAGUGGAACCCAUCUUCAUGAACAGGGUACUUUGAGUUUCUUACUUUUAAAUAAUUCAACCCAGUUGAUUCAUAGUGAUGACUAGAUUGUUUGUUUGGUUGAGGGUGAGAAGGGUUUUGUCUGCAGAACCUAUACUGAUGCUACACCUGAUAAGAGGCUCAAUAUGUUGUACAGAUGGGGGUGAAAAGGACGUUACAAAUAAUCAUAAGGCAGACAAGAGUUCAGUUGGGGAAGUGAGGCCAUUUGUGUCAGGUUGGAGAGAAACAGAUCAGAAUAUUUUUGCAAUGGGGAUGUUAGAAGAUGUGGAGGAGGAAGGGGAUCUGGGUGUCCACUUGCACGUAACUAAAAGCUAGUUUGAAGGUAUAAGUGCACUAAUAGAAUGUUAAUCUUUUUCUCAAGGGCUGGAAUUCGAAAGCGAGGCUUUGCUUGGAUUAAAAACUUGAAGUCUCGUCUGCUGUACUUUUGAUAUUUGGUGGGCAUUUGUCACAACUCAAGAAAGAUAUAAAAUUGGCUUUAGAAAAGGUUCAGUACAGAAUCACCAGAAAGAUCCAGGGCCAAAGGAGGAAAUUAAGGUUAAAUAGCCUAAAUCUGUAUGUAACUUCUUCAGUUUAAAUGGUUGAGGUUUGGGUGUAAUUGUGACCUAAUGAGGCUAAUUUUACACUGGCCCUUAAGUGUCUCUGCCUUAACACCAGUAAAAUACCCCUUUCACUAUCAGUUGUCAAAGGAAUAGGAAUUAUUCACCUUUUAUAUUUCACCAAAGUAACAUCAGUUCCUGAUCAUUUAACUUUAUGUAUAACUGAACUGUAUUAUCUGUAGUUAGUUCAGUCAUUUCUUUUCAAGUCUGCAGAUGGGUUCACCUUUAUAACACUUUCAAAUCACAUGUUUUUCUUUUUGUGAAAUCAGGGUCUUCCAAGUAUCGUAAUAUCCUAGUUAAAUUCUGAAUGCUCUUUCAGAGUGUAGGUGUAUUUCUAUCUUUGUUUGAGGUUACUAUUGAAGUUUUAAAAACCUUGUUGAUCUCAAAUGUAAUCUUAUUCUCUUGUCCAGUAAAGAAUGUUUAGCAUCUCAGGUAAAUACUCAGCUGGAGUAGGCCAUCAAUACUUGGAGCCUGCUCUACCACUCAGUAAAAUCGUGGGUGAUCUGAUUGUGGCGUCCAUUCCAUCCUCCUGUCUGCAUCCCCUCAGAACCAUGACUGUCAUGUUGAUCAAAAAUGUAUUAAUCUGAUUCAGGUAAAUUCAGUGACCACACUCUAGUGCUUUCUGAAGACACAUCUACAGUCUAAUGACCUCCUCUCCAUUUUAAAUGUGAGACCUCUUAAUAUACAAUGUUAGUGGUGGUUCUUGUAAAUAUCAUGGACUGGACUUCCCACUUUGGUUCAGAUUGCAGUCAAAAUUGGACUAAUUUUUGAAAGAGAAUAUACAAUUCAAGUUUCUGGUCAAGCUCAUUUGCAUAGUCGUACAUUUUAAAGUUGUGCUUGAACUAAUGCACGAGGCAGUGUAGUACAAUAUGAAAGUUUAUUUACUUUACUCACGUUAAAAUAUGUCCCCUGAUUACGUUUAAGAGCAGGCAUAACAGUAAAUAUGAAUUUUGAAAAAAUUGUCCAAAGCAAUAAAUUAACAAUUUAAAUGAAUGAAUAACUAACAAAAUUGGCCACUGAUAAGUGUUAGGCAGCAGAGGUAACUAAUAAAAUCUUUUUUGCCACUUUGAUUAAGAAGCAGAGCUCGAGAGAGACCUAAUAAGCUCUGCUUCCUGCAUAUGCUCAUGCACAUGCUUGUACAUGCACAUGCCCUUCUGUCCUCUCUCUCUCUCUCUCUCUCUCUCUCUCUCCUGCAUGUGUUUCACACACUGUUGCUCUCCUAUACACCCUUGAUGGGCUUUUGAGACAUGUUCUGUUAGUUUGGCUGCAGUACUUUGGAGGCCAUAAAGGGGUGAGUCUCAUGUUUCUCCCCUCACCUGUCUAGCAGGUGUCCUUGACCCUUGUUUAUUCUCCUCAUAUUGGGGUCAUAAAUCCACAAUUCAAAAAGAAUGUUGCAUGUAGUUGUUUCACAAUGUUCAAUUAUUGAGAAUAUUAUGCAGAAUUUGACUGAAUAAGAUUUGGCCUGUAAGAUGAAGUUGCUGUGAAAGCUACUCAAUGAACUAUUCAGUACCUAGUAUAUAUAUCAAGUUGGAGAGGCACUACCAGCCACUUCAAAUUGUCAUAGAAUCUUUUCAGUACUGUUCUCUUUUGCCUCACUUCCCCAGAUAGUUACAUGCAUCUGGCCUUAAUAUACUGUUGCAAGUUAUUUUCAAUCUUCUUUUACUUCCUUUCUCCCACAAAAUGUUGAUGAAUAUGAGCUGGCUCGCUGCCCCCAAGCCUCUUCAAAUUUACCAAUUGUGGUGGAAAGUGGACAAGCCAUCACACUGUCACAGGACAAUAGGUUCUACACAAUAUAUAUUUUUUGGAUUCCUUCUAGAAAAUUGAGAUAACCAAAAAUUGAUCAGAAAUCUUGAAAUGAGAAAGGCUGUUCAGCAACCAUUGCUGCUGCUUCCACAGUCCAGGCCGAACCGCCUUGAGGGUGGCCACCUUCAAAGAUAUUUACAUCCCUACCUCCAAUCAAACAAACAGAUCUAUGACAAAACUGAGAGCUUUCGUCAAUAGCACCUUCCACAACCACCAUGUAUCUCAAAAUACUUACUAGUCUUAUUUUCCAAGUGUAGUGAGUAUAGGAAUAAAUACUAUAAUCUUUAAUCAUAAGGUAACAGCUAACAUUUAGAGUAUUCUUGAAUGUCAAUAAAACACCAAAGGCAUUUGAACAACUUUAAAAUACAACAAUACUGUUACUAAGCAUUUGCGAUAGGGUGAAGCUGUAACAGCUCUCAUAACAGGCUUCUUGUAGAUAAGAGUGAUAGAUAAUAACUGGUGAUAUAUAGGGCAUAUAUGUUUAUGAUGGACCAAAUAAACAGGGUGUCACAGAGGUUCAUAGGACAUAUUCAACAUUUUGCUGCUGAGUAUAAUUUCAUUUGUUUCACACCUGGUGUCAUAUGUAGUGAAAGGAAAAGGGUUUUAAAAGCAGAUAAAACACAAAUGUUUUACUAGUUUAUAAGACUGUUUUCAACUUAGCAAUCUGAUUCCAUCUUGAAUAUCUUGCAUUUACAACCUUUCAGUUCAGUGUACACCACAAAGUUGUAGGUAAAGGGACAAAUCCUUCACACAAGCUUGAAGGAAUUUAGAUUUAAUGCUGAUAUUCAAUAAUGAAGACCUAUUUACUGGAAUGAUUUAAUACAACAUACUUUGGAUUGUUAACUUUAUGCCCUAUGGGCCCCUUCUGUUGGAGAAACAUUAACCUAAUUGUAGAGCAUGUUUUAUAUUUCAAAACUGUUAAAUUGAAAAGUAAAUUUAAGUUUUGCUAACUUUAUUCUGCACAAGAAAGUGCCUUGAAAUUUUGCUAUGAUUUAAUGCGAUUGCCUAUGGAAAGUUCCAUUUAAGAAGGAAACUUGUUCUGGGAUCAGCACAAGUAAUACUGAAGUUUGUAUCUUGCUAUGGACCACUUUUUUCUUAUAUAAAUGUAUAACUGUA
Rhincodon typus (whale shark) is the source of this 5937-nucleotide messenger RNA. RefSeq names its product STE20 related adaptor beta (gene stradb). The transcript has 12 exons. The record is from RefSeq and is a predicted model, not a curated record. Lineage: Eukaryota; Metazoa; Chordata; Chondrichthyes; Orectolobiformes; Rhincodontidae. Gene Ontology annotation, molecular function: ATP binding; protein serine/threonine kinase activator activity; protein kinase activity. Bases 187 to 1410 code for a protein of 407 amino acids. Gene Ontology annotation, biological process: protein phosphorylation.